This is a messenger RNA of Rhipicephalus microplus (southern cattle tick), 1980 nucleotides long. RefSeq names its product vesicular GABA transporter (gene VGAT). Gene Ontology annotation, molecular function: L-amino acid transmembrane transporter activity. Gene Ontology annotation, biological process: amino acid transmembrane transport. The record is from RefSeq and is a predicted model, not a curated record. NCBI's taxonomy places the organism in Eukaryota, Metazoa, Arthropoda, Arachnida, Ixodida, Ixodidae. Gene Ontology annotation, cellular component: vacuolar membrane.
ACUCUUUUUCCGGAACCUGCCUUAGUGGUUCGUGGCCUCCGAGACAACGGUCAAGAUCAACUGGGCUUCCGCCAGAAAAGAUUCGACAAGAGACCUGUUCGCAUCACAAGAUUCUCAGUUCGGAUAAGAGUGUCCUUCCGCGACCUCUGUCUUCAGAAAAAAAAAAAAGGAUCCUGCGCAACCGAGCGGAUAAAUAGUUCGUCUUCGUGUGUGGAGUCUGAAUCUGGACAUUCAAACAAGAACCUAGAAAAUGGCCGACCAGCUCAUCUACAAGCUGACGGGCUUCAUACAGAAAGCCAAGUCCUACAUGCCCGGCGCAUGCGGCGAGGAUAACUCGGGAGAGCAACUGCACUUCGCCAAGCAAGAAAACGACACCGAACUAUCAAACUUUCAGGGUCUGGGCACCGGGAGCGGAGAGGGCGGAGAGUUCGCCGAGACGACGCUGACCGAGGGCGUCAAUGGCCUGGGCCCUCAGAGGAGCGUCGACGUGGUCGACGAGUUCGGAGGCCGGGAAGGAGAGAAGAUCUCGGAGUGGCAGGCCGGAUGGAACGUCACCAACGCCAUCCAAGGUAUGUUCAUCGUGAGCCUGCCUUACUCGGUGCUCCACGGCGGCUACUGGGGCAUCUUCGCCCUCGUCUUCGUCGCCUACAUGUGCUGCCACACAGGCAAGAUACUCGUGGACUGCCUCUACGAGCCGAACGAACGCGGCGAGCUCGUCCGAGUCCGGGACAGCUAUGUGGCCGUAGCCCAGACGGUGCUGGGACCCCGGUGGGGCGGCAAGGCCGUCAACAUCGCCCAGAUCAUCGAACUACUCAUGACCUGCAUUCUGUACGUGGUGCUCUGCGGAGACCUCAUGAUCGGCUCCUUCCCCGAGGGCGCCGUCGACCAGCGCUCCUGGAUCAUGCUGACCACCAUCAUCCUGCUACCGUGCGCCUUUCUCAAGAACCUGCGCUCCGUGUCCAUGCUGAGCUUCUGGUGCACGGUCACUCAUCUCUGCAUCAACGUCAUCAUCCUCGGCUACUGCCUGGGCCGAGCCUCGGAGUGGGCUUGGGCCAAGGUCCAGUUCCGCAUCAACAUCAACAAAUUCCCGGUCACCAUGGGCAUCGUUGUCUUCAGUUACACGUCGCAAAUCUUCCUGCCAACGCUCGAAGGAAACCUGACGGACAAGUCCAAGUUUCAUUGCAUGCUCAACUGGAGCCACAUCGCUGCCGCCGUCUUCAAGGCGCUGUUCGCCUGGGUUUGCUUCCUCACGUUCGCCGAGGAGACCCAGGAGGUGAUCACCAACAACCUGCCCACCAAGGGUUUCAAGAUCGUCGUCAACCUGAUCCUGGUCGCCAAAGCGCUCUUCUCCUACCCGCUGCCCUACUUCGCCGCCUCAGCCCUGAUCGAGCACGCCUACUUCAGGGAGCGACCGAAGACCCUGUUCCCAUCCUGCUAUGCCAUCGACGGCGAGCUGCGGGUGUGGGGACUGGCCCUGCGAGUGGGUCUCGUCAUAUUUACCAUGCUCCUGGCCAUCUCGAUACCAUAUUUCGCCCUGCUCAUGGGUCUGAUCGGGAGCUUCACCGGCACCAUGUUGUCCUUCAUCUGGCCCUGCUACUUCCACAUGAAGCUCAAGUGGGACACCAUGGAGUGGUACUCCAUCAGCUGGGAGGUGUUCAUCAUGUGCUUCGGAGGCUUCUCGGGGCUCGUCGGCAUCUACACCUCGUUUGCGGGUCUCGUGGAGGCCUACCAUCUUCCGCUGCCUCACGUGCCGGUCAUAGAGUCUUAGAACGUGCCUCUUUACUAUAAUCUCGUGCCAGAGCAGCGAAUUUUUCUUUCAUUCUAUCGUUGUCUGUAUGCGUGUUCUGUGAGUCUGAGUUGAUAUGUUCGUGCAUGUUCGUGGUGAGUAACGAGAGGGAGUAUUUUUCUUCUUGCGGGGAAAGCUGAAGUGGUGGCUUGAAGUGGCGUGUUAACAACAACAAGAAGAGGUGUCACUAGCGA